UGACGUCACAGGGGAGAGCGUUCAGGCUGCGUGUGGAAAACUCUGGAAGUUUCCACGCAGUUUAUAAAGAUUACGCUGAGAACUCCAGCGACAGCCUGAGUUGAGAAGGACGGACCGGAGCGAGAGGUGACACACGGACAGCAAAAAAACUUCCGCGAAAACUUUGGUUGAAUAUUUGACAUUGACGCAGCGAAGGGCUGCUGGUCGGUCAAGAUGGGCAAGGAUUACUACGAUAUUUUGGGAAUUAAGAAAGGAGCGUCAGAGGACGACAUCAAGAAAGCUUAUCGCAAGCAGGCUUUGCGGUACCACCCCGACAAGAACAAAUCCCCCGGAGCGGAGGAGAAAUUCAAAGAGAUCGCCGAAGCCUACGACGUUUUGAGCGACCCGAAGAAGAAGGACAUCUAUGACCGUUUUGGAGAAGAAGGUCUGAAAGGCGGUGGCGGGGGAGGACCACCAGGGGGCGGUGGACCUGGCACCUUCAGCUACACCUUCCAGGGAGACCCUCACGCCAUCUUUGCCGAGUUUUUUGGUGGCCGUAACCCCUUUGAGCAGUUUUUCGGUGCUCGCAAUGGGGGUAUGGAAGAGGACAUGGACACCGAUGACCCGUUCUCUCGGUUUGGGAUGGGCGGUGCCGGAAUGGGCCCCGGCGGAAUGGGCCCCGGAGGAAUGGGCCCCGGCGGAAUGGCCGGCUUUUCGCGCUCCUUCGGCCCUGGCAUGGGAGGAAUGGGCGGUCACACGAGCGUCGUGAAGAAGCAGCAGGACCCGCCCGUGGUUCACGACCUCAAGGUGUCGCUAGAGGAGGUGCUGCACGGCUGCACCAAGAAAAUGAAGAUCUCCCGGAAAAGGCUCAACCCCGACGGCCGGUCGACGAGGACGGAGGAGAAGAUCCUGGAGGUGCAAAUAAAGAAAGGGUGGAAGGAGGGCACCAAAAUCACGUUUGCCAAAGAAGGGGACGAGACGCCGAGGAACAUUCCAGCAGACGUGGUCUUCGUGUUGAAGGACAAACCUCACCCGGUGUUCAAACGGGACGGUUCUGACAUCAUUUACACUGCCAAGGUCUCACUACGCGAUGCCUUAUGCGGCUGUACGAUCCACGCGCCCACGCUGGACGGCCGGACGGUGACUGUGACGUCCACAGACAUCGUGCACCCCGGGAUGAAGCGGCGGGUCAGCGGGGAGGGGCUGCCGUACCCCAAGCGACCCGACCGCAGAGGGGACCUGAUAGUGGACUACGAGGUGAAGUUCCCGGAGCGACUCAGUCAGAGCGCUCGGGACACCAUCGGCCAGGUUCUCCCUCGAUCCUGAACGACACAGACACCGCUGCUGGACUCGCACUUGGCUGCCAUUUUUGUUUUUUUUAAACUCGUGAAUCAAAACACGGACGUUCACAAGUUAAGACUCACAUCUGACAUGAAGAGCGACGCUUGUUGGGUGAGGGUGGGGUGGGGUGGGGGGGGUUGAGAUUUGGAGAUACUUGCUUCCAAUGAAUGAGUGCUGCUUUUCAGAGGCUAGAUUUGUAAAUAUAUGACCAAUGUGGUGCAGUGUUUGGUUUACCGAGUUUAUAUUUUCAUGAAAGCUGUACAAUAAAUGAGGGGAUACACGUGCCACUAUUCUAUAAGAUCUCUUGUUUAUAACAGUUUUCAGUGAGAAAACGUUUAUUUUUUUGUAAGAUGUUUCAACAUCCAGGUUUGUAGUGGAUGGUUUCCACAGAUGUGAGAUGUUUUGCGAAGUGCAGAACAAAUUGUUUUAGUGAGAACGGGAGCUCUGAGGAAUGGAGCGAGAGACUGUUCUCUGUGUCUUCAAUAAAGAUGAUUGGGUGCUGUUUACA
Molecule: messenger RNA, 1828 nt
Organism: Fundulus heteroclitus (mummichog)
Lineage: Eukaryota; Metazoa; Chordata; Actinopteri; Cyprinodontiformes; Fundulidae
Gene: dnajb1b
Product: DnaJ heat shock protein family (Hsp40) member B1b
Exons: 3
Coding region: 214-1305 (363 amino acids)
Cellular component (GO): cytosol
Molecular function (GO): transcription corepressor activity; Hsp70 protein binding
Source: RefSeq, a predicted model, not a curated record